CACGCACCCGCCGCCUGCUGCGGCUGCGCGGGCAGGCAGGCAGCUUAGCCGCAGCCCACGGCCACAAAUUAACCUCGCCACCACCAGCGACACAGCACAACAGGCAGCUCCAUCCAUCCGCUCCCGCGUCGCCGUCGCCAUCCCCAUCCCAUCUGGCCACACCCUAAAGGCGUCCGCCGCGCUGUGCAGCCGUCAAUACGAACGCCUGCGGCCUAAUUCUUCUCUCCCCUCCCCGCCGCCUAGCUCGCCCGAUCCCGUCCUUGCUGCCUCCUGCUUCCCCCCUCAGGCCGGGGCCUCCGUUCCCCGUUCCAGAGUAGCAGCAUAGCAAGCAACAGCGGCGCGUGUGUACACGCAUACGCAGCAGGUAGAUCCGAUCCCCCCGCUCUACCCUGCCCUAUAGCAGCGUCGUCGCCUGCGCCUCCGCAACAGUGCCUCUUCUCUCGCGUCUGGCCACGCCCGCCUCCCAGCUAGCUCCAGCCUCCAGGGCAGGUGGAAGGAAGGGGAGGAGGAGCGAGGCGUGGCGGGGGCGACAAGAAAUACCGGGGGAACGACGAAGAAAGCGUAGUAGAUGAGCUUGUGCCUGCUACUACUACUACUACUACUACUGGUGUGGUGCGUUCCUGGUGGCUAUGGAUCACUUCGCUUCUCCGAGCGGGCGAUUCUCUAGGGAGGAGGAGGCGGACGAGGAGCAGGAGGCGGACGCGUCCAAUUCCAGGCGCGAGAUCUCCUUCAUGCCGGUGGCCGCCGCGUCGUCUUCGGCGGCGCCUGCCUCCGCGUCCGCGUCCACGAGCGCAUCCGCGUCGGCAUCGGGGAGCAGCAGCGCCGCCGCCCCCUUCCGGUCCGCGUCGGGGGAUGGCGCCGGGGCGUCGGGGAGCGGCGGCGGCGGCGGCGGCCCGGCGGACGCGGAUGCGGCGGCGGUGGACAAGGAGCCCAUGUUCGAGAAGGUGGUGACGCCGAGCGACGUGGGUAAGCUCAACCGGCUGGUGAUCCCAAAGCAGUAUGCGGAGAAGUACUUCCCCCUGGACGCGGCGGGCAACGAGAAGGGCCUCCUCCUCAGCUUCGAGGACACCGCCGGCAAGCACUGGCGCUUCCGCUACUCCUACUGGAACAGCAGCCAGAGCUACGUCAUGACCAAGGGCUGGAGCCGGUUCGUCAAGGAGAAGCGCCUCGUCGCCGGGGACACCGUCUCCUUCUCCCGCGCCGCCGCCGAGGACGCGCGCCACCGCCUCUUCAUCGACUGGAAGCGCCGGGUCGACACCCGCGGCCCGCUCCGGUUCUCCGGCCUCGCGCUGCCGAUGCCGCUCGCGUCGCACCACUACGGCCCCCACCACUACAGCCCGUGGGGCUUCGGCGGCGGCGGCGGGGGCGGAGGGUUCUUCAUGCCGCCCUCGCCGCCCGCCACGCUCUAUGAGCACCAUCUCCGGCAGGGCCUCGACUUCCGCGGCAUGAGCAUGACCUACCCCGCGCCCACCGUGGGGAGGCAGCUCCUGUUCUUCGGCUCGGCCAGGACGACGAUGCCUCCGCACGCGCCGCUCCAGCAGCCGCGCGCCCCGACGACGCUGCCGCUGCAUUACACGAUGCAACCCAGCGCCGCUGGCGUAGCCGCCGCGUCACCACGGCCGGUCGUUCUUGACUCGGUGCCGGUCAUCGAGAGCCCGACGACUGCUGCCAAGCGCGUGCGGCUGUUCGGCGUCAACCUCGACAACAACCCGCAGUCAGACGGCGGCGAGGCGAGCCAUCAUCAAGGCAAUGCGUUGUCGUUGCAGAUGCCCGGUUGGCAGCAAAGGACGACGCCGACUCUAAGGCUGCUAGAAUUGCCUCGUCAUGGGGCGGAAUCCUCCGCUGCGUCGACACCGUCGUCGUCGUCUUCCUCCAAGAGGGAGGCGCGCUCAGCUUUGGAUCUCGAUCUGUGACCUAAAGGGAAAAAUCAAAGGAAAGUUCAACAAUUCUUUCUUCUGCUUGUUUUAGUUUUCCUUACCUCUCUUUUGAUUAAUCCAUCCAUUAUAGCUUUUGUUGAUGAUAGGAGCUAGGAUUUGACGUCUUCCUUGUUUUUGGCUCUUGACUUUUUUGAUGAGUUGGUUUGAGAAGAUACAGAUAAACACUAGGAAAAUCGAUCAAUGUUUUUUUCCCCCAAAUCCGUGUCAUGUUCUUGGAUCGUUCAGCACUCGUGAUCUGAAUUUUCUCGCACUGUUACAUUCCGUUCAUGUGUAGUACUUCGGUACUCUUGUCCCGAUUUGAUAGGAAAUGCAAUCUCAUAUCGAUUCCCUACAUAUGAUAACAUGUGCCUGCAAAUCUGUCUAUCAUCUCCUAACAUGUCUCAAGAUUUGAAGAUAUGCAUCAGCAGAAUUCUCUCGCUCAACUGAAGAGGCAGCAUCAAUAAUCUUUGUCAUGAUCUUAUAAAUCUUCUAGAACAAAUUGACUCGCAACUGCAGAAGCACGGAUGGGGGACGAUGGCGAUCGCGCAUUCGCAACAGAGACAAGCCUGAAGCAACAAAUUGCAGGCUAUGUGUUAGAAUCCCUAUGUAUAGACCUAGGCCGAGACUGAGAACUGAAUCCUACAUCAAAACAGGAGGCUGAAAGGUCCAGGUCAUGCAUUUUGGCCCAAGCCUUGAUCUAUCUUAUUUGAUGAAAAUGGAAAUUCAGUAAGGAGGAUGCAAUAUAAUGCCUAAGGCGGGUUGUUCUAUAGAAUAUCCAAGAAAAAAUAUAUACAAUUCCGAUGAUGUACGUUUACAGAAAAAGAUUCAUUUACCCCACCUAUACCUCUA
Molecule: messenger RNA, 2765 nt
Organism: Panicum virgatum (switchgrass)
Lineage: Eukaryota; Viridiplantae; Streptophyta; Magnoliopsida; Poales; Poaceae
Product: B3 domain-containing protein Os02g0683500-like
Exons: 2
Coding region: 630-1913 (427 amino acids)
Molecular function (GO): DNA-binding transcription factor activity; DNA binding
Source: RefSeq, a predicted model, not a curated record